This is a messenger RNA of Myzus persicae (green peach aphid), 1110 nucleotides long. RefSeq names its product ATP synthase subunit b, mitochondrial (gene ATPsynB). The transcript has 5 exons. Gene Ontology annotation, molecular function: proton transmembrane transporter activity. The record is from RefSeq and is a predicted model, not a curated record. Gene Ontology annotation, biological process: proton motive force-driven ATP synthesis. NCBI's taxonomy places the organism in Eukaryota, Metazoa, Arthropoda, Insecta, Hemiptera, Aphididae.
UAUUGACCUUACCGAAAUUUCUAAUAUCAUUUUACCAAUUUACCCGUACACCAUCAUUCGCAUCGUCCAUCAUUGUUUUUGCGAGUUCAAGAUUGGUUUAUCCAUCUAAAGUCAAGCCACAAGCAAAAAACAAACCAUGUUGUCCAGAUUAGCUCUACGUUCAGAACUGUUCCGAGUAGCACCACUAUGUGCUAAUGCUGUGCGCACCACACAAACCAAACCAGCAGUCUCUUCCACUAAUGAAUCAAUCAUUGUACCGGGGUUCCCAAAACCUAAUGGCCUACCUCAACCGAAUCCAUUUGAUGGACCUGAACGUGAUCUGGUGAAUUUUCCCAGAAUGGUAAGGUUGGAGUAACCAGCUAAAACUAGAUAUUUGUUCGUGCCCGAAGAAUGGUUUGAAGUAUUUUACAAAAAGACUGGAGUCACUGGUCCAUAUGUUCUUGCUGCUGGUAUCACAACUUAUGUAUUAAGUAAAGAAAUAUGGGUGGUUGAACAUGAAUUUCCUUAUGUAUUAGCUACUAUUGGUUUAUUCUAUGUUGGAUGGAAAAAAUUUGGAGCAUCUUUAGCUGAUUUCCUUGAUAAAGAAAUUGAUGAAUAUGAAGAAUCUUGUAAUGCCAGUCGUAAAGGUGAAAUUGAUGGCUUAACGGAAAGCAUUGAGAACCAAAAGAAAGAAGUAUGGAGAACUGAAGCUCAACAACAUGUAAUUCAAGCAAAACGGGAGAAUGUAGCUAUUCAGUUAGAAGCUAUUUACCGUGAACGAGCUCUUCAAGCCUACAACCAGGUAAAAAGGCGUUUGGAUUAUCAAUUGGAUUUGGCUAACUUGACACGCACUGUACAACAAAGACAUAUGGUUAACUGGAUCAUUGAAAAUGUUCUGAAGUCUUUAACAAAUGAACAAGAAAAACAAAGUUUUAAAAAAUGCAUGGUUGAUUUACAAGCAUUAGCUGCAAAAGCAUAAAUGUAAUUUCAGUUAGUGCCAUUUUUUAGAAUAUUGUUUAAUGGUAAAUAAUUAAACACCAAACAUUUUUACGUUCUUUAAUGUACUCAUUUAAAAGUAGAUUUCAUGCUAUCCAUAAAAAUAGAAAAAAUAAAAAAUGAAAUAUAAUUCUA